AUGUUUCAGAUGCUGCUCUUACUGCUGUUAGUGACAUCAUGUUCUGCCAUUCCUAACGAUCUUUCGAAUAAGAUGUUUACCUUCCCACAAGAAACCAACACAGCACACGUUAGGUUGACGACAUCAAGACAAAACUUAAGGGCGGUAACUGUCUGUUUCAGAUUCUUUACAGACCUCAAAAGAGAUCACGCCCUUUUUUCUUUGGCCCUACCCUCUUUUGAUAAUGCCUUUUUGUUUUACAAUUUGGCUAAAUUGGAUUCUUUUCAAAUAUGGGUAAACAACAUGGUCACAAACUUUGAAGGACUGGACUUCAAGCUGAACAAGUGGCACUCAAUUUGUGCAACAUGGGAUUCUACCUCUGGUUUGGUACAACUGUGGUUGGAUGGAGAGCCUUCAAACAGAAAAUUCACCAGCUCUGGAUCCAAUAUAAAUGGACCAAUUAUAGUUGCUUUAGGACAGGAGCAGGAUACACAUGGUGGUGGUUUUGAUGCCAAACAAUCAUUUGUUGGCAUGAUGUCAGAUGUCCAUAUGUGGGAUUACAAGCUUUCUUCCUGUGAGAUCCAUAGAUAUGUGGAUGAGUUCGGUUUUACAGAAGGAAAUGUGUUGAACUGGAAUGCACUGGAAUUCCAAAUUAUAGGAAGAGUGCUGACAGAGAAUAAACUGGAUGUUUGUCAGUAAAGCGCAUCUGUUGUAUAUUUUAUAUAAUGCAUAAUAAUUGGUAAACUAUUUGUUAGGAACAAAAAAUAUUUCUUAUACAAAGUACAAAAUUAGUUUAACUGUGUCAUUUUCAUUCUAAGAUCAAACAUUUUUUAUUCAUUACACUAAUUCAGACCUUUCUGACCAUUCUGUCAUGUUUGCAAUUUAAAUGUUGUACCAUUUUAUUUCACAAAAUUUUUUUUUUAUUAAAUUUG
Molecule: messenger RNA, 911 nt
Organism: Girardinichthys multiradiatus
Lineage: Eukaryota; Metazoa; Chordata; Actinopteri; Cyprinodontiformes; Goodeidae
Product: mucosal pentraxin-like
Exons: 4
Coding region: 1-678 (225 amino acids)
Source: RefSeq, a predicted model, not a curated record